AGUGCUCAUAUAAAUCGUUGCUAGUGUUUAUUUUUAUUUCCAGGAAUAGUGCGGCUUUCAUUAAAUCCGUUUUUGUAUACAAUCCUCUUCUAUGGAAUCGUAGCAACUCUACCUCGAGAUUGACGCCAUCAUAGAUCGCCUUCCGCCCCUCGUGAUUGACAAUCCCCACGUGGAUUCCUUCUAUCCGGACUCUUCAAUCCCCACGUGGACUCCUUCUUCCCGGACUCUUCAAUCCCCACGUGGACUCCUUCUAUCCAGACUCUUCCAUCCGAGGAGUUAGUUGCAAGAGCACGCAAUGUCCAAGCGCUUCUGGAACCGAAACCAGCGCUCGGUGUCCCUGCCCAGAAGCGAGUUGGUCGAAAUAAACCCCAUGGUGCCCGUCAGGAGCGGCGCAGCGGAGGGAGCAGCCGGACCAUCCUCAUCCGGACCGCGGAUGACGGUGGAGACCCUGUUCCCCACAACUCCCUCGCCGGGAAACGGGAUCACAAAGUUGGAUGGAAGACCCACUUUGGGCGGAACUCUGAAGCAAAGCUCCACGUCUAAGUAUUUGCCGAAGGUGACUGGUGCUCUACCCCCCACCAAGUCAGUUGGGACUUCGAGUAAGACGAGCAACAAGGAAAACCUGCAUCAUCGCAAGCCAGGGAGUCGCCACCUGGCUGCCACUUCCUUAAGACGCCCUCCGCAGAUAGAUGAGCUUGGUCUCAACUGGCGGAAAUCCGUCCAUGUCACCGUUCCCGCCCGGGAGAAUCGUAGUAGCCCCCAGCUGACCAGUACACAAGUUGUCUCCACAAGUUCGAUUGUCAUUUCAAGCGACGACGACGAUUGCCCCGAUUCAAAACUGGCAAACCUUGGGAAAAAGAUCCACACCCUCACAGGAAAGGCACCGAAAAAGGCUGCCAAAGAUCACAGGGCAGGAAUGGUUGCCCCUCCAGGCAGUCAAGGUACCAAGAUCAAGGACACCAGCCAGCUGACCGAUCCCAGGCGCAGCAAAGUGGGUGCAGGCGACUUCGUUUGCCAUGAGAACCUGAAAGAUAAGAUCGCUGUGACGACGGUGAUGCCCAAGUUCUUUGCCCUUUGGGACUCCUCUCAGUCGCCAGAUUGCCAGCCGUCGACCAGUAAAGGCAAACCACCUCAGAACUCGAAGAGUCUGCCGUCCGGUUGCAAAGCUCCGCCGAUCAAGGACGCGGACUUUCUCUUCAUCGAGGACCUGGACAACAGGCGGGUGGUUGAAAACCUGAUGCCCGAGAUGCUGACGCCUCCGGCAGCCUCCUCUUUCCGGCCGCUGGAAAGGAAUCCUCCGACUCGGGACUUGUCUUCCUUGAUGGACGACGACGAUCACUUCCCGCUGAGCAUCUCCGCAGGUGAGAGCUCCGAAAGAGAUCCAUUGUGGGGCUCCACCUGCAUUCGCUGGCAAGAAGGGAAGGAACAGCGCUGGGACAGCGCUUGGAGGAACAACGACCUGUGCGAGAGCGCCUUGCGGGAAGUCCCAGUGCCAGCAGCUCCUCCGGAGAGCGUGGAGAACUGGCGGGCCGUCGAGACCAUCUGCAUGCGAAUGCGGGGCGUCGAUGUGCCGGACAACCGGGGGUUUCUGGAGGAACCGCCCUCCUUCGAUGAGCUGCUCGACGUGCUCGGCAUCUGGGAGCAGGAGGCCCAGCAGGAUGCCAAGAAUUAGUUGCAGAGCAACUAUUCCUCCCCAGAGAUCUACAUAUAUGAGAAGCAUGCUGCGUAAAGAACGUGAACUCUAAAUACCAAAGGUUUUUUUUUGAAGUAAACAUUUUUAACUAUUUUUUUUGAA
This is a messenger RNA of Drosophila teissieri, 1795 nucleotides long. RefSeq lists its product as uncharacterized. The record is from RefSeq and is a predicted model, not a curated record. Lineage: Eukaryota; Metazoa; Arthropoda; Insecta; Diptera; Drosophilidae. Bases 296 to 1672 code for a protein of 458 amino acids. The transcript has 2 exons.